UAGGACAUAGGUUCAAGGUGAGGAGGAAAAUAGGAAUCCGAGGGGUAACUUUUUCACACAAAGGGUGGUGGAUGUAUGGAACAAGCUGCCAGAGGAGGUAGUUGAGGCUGGGACUAUUCCAUCGUUCAAGAAACAGUGAGACAGGUACAUGGAUAGGACAGGUUUGGAGGGAUAUGGACCAAGCACAGGCAAGUGGGACUUGUAUAGCUGGAACAUUUCCUUCGUCUGAAGAAGGGUUUCGGCCCGAAACGUUGCCCAUUUCCUUCGCUCCAUAGAUGCUGCUGCACCCGCUGAGUUUCUCCAGCAUUUUUGUGUAGCUGGAACAUUGUUGGCCGGUGUGGGCAACUUGGGCCGAAGGGCCUGUUAACACACUGUAUCACUCUAUGACCCUAUGUAGCUAUAUAAGAUGAAGCAGUUCUACGGCUAUGUGCGUUCAAAUUUGCGUUUUUUUUUAACAUUUUAUGAAAGCUUCUUCCUCCUAGCAGCACAAUGGAUAAUGCAUGGAGACAAGGGAUAAUUGACAGCUCGUUCAACCUCUACGGGUUCUUCUAGCUUCCACUGCACCAAUCAGCUGGAUCCCGGUAGUCCAGCACAUUGAUCAAAACUUUUACGGGCAAAAUCGAGCUUUGGGAAGAUUACAGCGAAUCUGCAAAACGUGCGGAGCAGUUCGUGGAUGUGGACUCCGGAUUCACAACAUUAGCUCGCUCGUUCAAAAACAUCUGGAAAGAGAUCCGCGACAGACUUUGUACGGAGAACGUCUGACUCAGCCGAUAACGUUGAAUUAGGAUUUGAUCAGGUGAUAAAGAUGGAGAUGGAGCCCAGAAACGCAGAAAAUGAAAACCUGAAUGAAGAAAGGAACAAGGAGGCAUCUCAAUGUUGCUCAUGGUGUCACAAGCUUCACACAACUGUGUCAAAAUGGAUGCUUCCAGAAGAUAUCAGGAGUCGCUAUAUGGAAAGAGCAAAUUGCCUCCCUCCACCACUCUUCAUUGUCUCCAUAAGUUUGGCUGAGCUGGCUGUUUUUAUUUAUUAUGCAGUCUGGAUGCCUCAGAAAGAGUGGAUUACCCUCGAUACAGGGACGAUGGAAAGUCCUUUCAUUUAUAGGCCUGAUAAGAGGCAUGAAGCCUGGAGAUUUGUUUCAUACAUGCUGGUUCAUGCCGGUGUCCAGCACUUGAUAGGGAACCUUCUCAUGCAGCUUAUUCUGGGAAUCCCUCUGGAGUUGGUUCACAAAGGCCACCGAGUUGGCCUAGUGUACAUCGCGGGUGUGAUUGGAGGCUCAUUGGCGAGCUCAAUAUUUGACCCCAGGCUCAGUCUGGUUGGAGCAUCAGGUGGAGGCUAUGCUCUGAUGGGAGGCUACUUCAUGAAUGUUGUAGUGAAUUUUAAACAAAUGUUGCCAGUCUUUGGUGUUUUCAGAUUGGCCUUUAUUUUGAUAAUAGUGGGCACUGAUGUGGGCUUUGCCCUGUACAGAAGGUUUUUUGUUGCAGGAAGUGGUUUUCGUGUGUCCUUUGUGGCUCACAUUGCAGGCGGUUUAGCUGGAAUGACAAUUGGCUAUGUGGUUUUCAGCUGCUAUGACCAGAAACUCUUGAAGGAUCCCAGAUUUUGGGCUUCGAUUUUGGCCUAUGUUGCCUGUGUCGUGUUUGCCAUCAUAUUCAACAUCUUCCUAUCUCCUGCUUCUUAAGUAAUGAGGGGAGAGGAGUCAUAUGUUCUUACAGUUCCUGUAAAAUAUACAUUAACACUGACAGUUUAUUAACAACAUGAAUACAGAGAAGCACAGUUGGAACAAUCAUUUUGUAUGACACCGUACAAGACCAGUGACUUAAUAUUUAUCCUUGCCAUGAGCAUCAUUUGUUAUAAUUUUUGUUGCUCACCUUAUCAUGGAAUAGAGAAAGAAGAACAUAUGAAAAACAAAGCUGUUUCUCGACAAUUUUAUGGUGCUGAAUUUAUGUUUAGAUUUUUUUGUAUUAGGAAGAACAACUGUUACUGUUUUUUUCUGAAAUUGCAAACCGUAGCGUACUAAAAUAAUCACAUGAGCAACAAACUGAAUUUUGCACCUGCAGUGGCUUGUUGGAAUUAUCUGCAAACGUAUAUAGAAUUUGGCUACAUUCAGAUUCAGAAACAUGUCUCAUUUUCAGUACAACAGCAUCUUUAAACCUUUGUUGCAGGACUUCCCAUACCAUCAUUGACUUCCAGCCACUUUCUUUGUUUCUCUACAAAUUGUUUAAAAUGUAUUACUGUACAUACUUUGUCCUUUCUUAUAUCUAAGUUUCGUUCACUAUUAUUUUACUCUAAUUGGAGAAUCUCUUGUAAGACUGCAGUGGUGUAGUUAUCAGCCAUUGCUUCUAUGACAUCUUAGUCAGAACCCCUGGCAUCAGCCUCUGUCCUCAUGGUAUCAGCAGUUCUUUUGGGUGAAGAAUGAGUGGGUUAACAUAUGAUGAGCAUUUGAUGGCACUGGGUCUGUACUCGCUGGAGUUUAGAAGGAUGAGGAGAGACCGCAUUGAAACUUACCGAAUAGUGAAAGGCUUGGUUAGUUGGAUGUGGAGAUGAUGUUUCCACUAGUCGGAGAGUCUAGGACUAGCGAUCAUAGCAGCAGAAUUAAAGGACGUUCCUUUGGGAAGGUGAUGAGGAGGGAUUUCUUUAGUCAGAGAGUGGUGAAUCUGUGGAAUUCUUUGCCACAGAGGGCUGUGGAGGCCAAGCCAAUAGAUAUUUUUAAGGCAGAGAUAGAUAGAUUUGUGAUUAGUAUGGGUGUCAAAGGUUAUGGGGAGAAGGCAGGAGAAUGGGGUUAGGAGGAAGAGAUAGAUCAGCCAUGAUUGAAUGGUAGAGUAGACGAUGGCCUAAUUCUGCACCUAUCACAUAACCCUAAGACUUUAAGAUAGAUUUAUCACCUUGAAGAGCCAUUUUACUUUGCUUUCCAUCCACAUAGAGGCAUUUUGUGUUCCUUUAUAAAUUGAAUGAUGUGGUUGGGAGAUACAUUCAUGUUGCUUGGUAACAUAAGGUGACACAUGAGAAGUAUAAAUAAUUUAGGAAAUAUUAUCCUUUUUAACCAGAUGAUUUGUUCUCAACAUUGGCAUUAACCUAUUUUAAAUAAUGAGCUAUUACUGAUGUUGAAAUAAUGGCAAAUGAAAGAUAAUUGUAAUUUGCUGUGAUUCAUUUUGAUUUUAGACUGGUACUAGAAUGAACUAGCAAAGAAGGAUAUGGAAUUAAUCCAGGCAUGUGGCAUUAGUACAGAUAGGCAUGAUGUUGAGUCAAAAGACUCGACUCUAUGCUGGACGACUCGACAGUUCUAUUUUGGAUUGCAUUGGUAUAUAUGGACAGCAUGACUGUCACUGAAAAACAAAGAACAUCUGGAAUGGAAGUAAAAACCCGACCUCAUGGCCCCCUUGCGCCCGCUCUGCUUUUCAUUAAGACCAUCCUUGCUGUAAUCCUAACUUUAACUUCAUUUCCUGCCUGAAUCUCAUAACCCUUAAUUUCCAAGUUAUUCAAAAGUUUGCUCUAUUGCCCAAGAAAGCCUUACUCUUUUUUUCUUCCAAUGCAAUGGUUCUUUUGAGCAUUGGUCUUACAUAUAUGAUUGCUAAAGUUACAUGGAAAUCAUAAUUUAAGACAAUAAUGUUUUUGAGUCCAUAAUAACCUUCACAUGACAUGUGACUGACUUAUUGUAAAUUUAAAAGUUGCAGUAUCUGCUCGAAAACACACAGUGAAUACAAAAGUGCUCUGAUCUAAAACGUAUGAUAUGAAUACUGUGGUGAGAAAGUAAAUGCAUGCUGCAGUGUUACCUGCUCCUGAAGCCCAGCAUUAACUGUGCGUUUACAGCAUGGUAUAACCAUAUAACCAUAGACCAAUUACAGCACGGAAACAGGCCACCUCGGCCCUUCUAGUCCGUGCCGAACACUUAUGGUUGAGGACAUUGUUCUGCAGUUACUACAUUACUGGAAUUAUUGCAGAUUAGAAAUUGCUUACAGCUUUUAUGAAUCUAAGAAGAUAAUUGUAGUAUUACCUAUUGUCAGUUUUGACAGCCAAUAAUAGUGCUUAUUAAAUUUAUAAUUAGGUUAGUGAAUAUAGAUUUAUUUACUUUGUAUUGUACUGUAUUGUAUUGUACAGGAAAUUAUACCAUUUUUUAACAGGUCAUUUUUACUAAUUUUACUUAUUGCUUUUCUGCCAUGUACCUUUUGUCACUUGAAAGCAUUAAUCAGGAAUUUGGGUACAUGCUUCCUGAUUCUGUCUGUUAAUUGUAAUGGAUGAAAAAUAAUGGACACGCACUCUAUAAUUCAGGACUCGAGUUUCUGUUGAGGAAUAGCCAUAUCAGGUGUGGAGAUUUAUAAAAGAAUCCUUGUUUACAAUAAGGCCGACACCUUCACAGCGAUGUUAUAGGAUGUGUAUCAAUUGUAGGAGCUAGACAUUUGAGGCAUAUUUGGUAUUAGAUUAUGAAUAGUAUUCUGACAUUAACUUAACAGUUCAAAGAUCGCCAACCUUUUUUUUCCAAAAUAACAUAUUUUAGACAGGAAUUUUUGGACUGAGGAAUUUUGAUUUUGCAAUUUGAUAUUUAGAAUCGUGAAUUGUUUAAGAUGACGCGAUGUUUUUUGAAAAUGGGAGGCAUUGAGUCUUAGAUUCCUAUUAGCCCACAUGUCACACUGUAGAGAUCACCUAUCCUUCAUGCACAUAUCAAAAUACAUGAAUUUUAUUUAAACCUGUACUUAUGUUUAUGGCAGAAACUCAUCCACUUACAAUAUAUGACCCAAGUCUCAGCCACAUAUGAUUGCUCUUGACAAGUUUCAUUGUUUUGACAGCAAAAAAAUACUGUGCAGUCUCAUUACAAAACCAAAAGAUUAUUUGAGUUUUUAUAGAUAAGGGGAACUAUGAACCACUGACACUCACUGAAUGUCUAUGUUGGAAUGACAGAUACCAAACAAAUUGAAGGUGUUCUUCUGACAGGAUGACCUACAGCCGACCUUGUUUCACUGUUUGGACAGCAAGAAAUACCAUGCAGUCUCUUAUUUAUGUUUGCCCUUACUAUACAUAAUUUACAAUCAGUACAGUGAUGAUCCAACCUCCUGCCCUCAGUGGUGCUGGAGAAGGGGUUAAGAACACCUCGGUGUUGGGGGGUAAAGGAAAUUACAACAUUUAACAAUUGGUGUAAAGGACUUGCUUCCCCAGAGAGAGCACACCCAUACUUCACUAUUGCAAAGGCCAAUUUAUAAAUACAUUGUUUUUAUUCAUUUUUAUGAAAGAACGUUUUUUACAUUAACAUUUAAUACUUAAAAUAACUCAACAUACAACUGUAUAGGGAAAAUCUGUCAUUUUUUACAUCUGUUGAGAAGUUUUUAAAAGUAUUUACAGUUUUCUUGACUUUAACAAUUAAGUGCUUUGAUGAUAUGUUCACAGUGACAAUAUUGUCUGCAGGUUAGCCGGAUAAGGUGUAUUUUAACUCCAGUACAGUUUCCCCAAAGUUACCUGUGCUCUGCGCAACUCCGGGGCUAAAUUUGUCACACUGUCCAGCUCCAUUCAUCAUGUGUGAUUUUGUUUUAUAUGUCAGAAUGAACUGAACCACUCUUUUAGUGUCUGACUGAUUAGUCUGUUCGAGUCCUGCCUCUUCUCGAUGCAUGGGCAGAAGUGUGGAUUUACCUAUGAAAUAGGUAUGAAAUAGAUCCUUGACCAAUGAAAGAAAUGCAUUCCUGGCAAACAUGUUAUUAAGCAACAUUUUGUAAAUCAAAAAGUCGGAGUGAAAUGCCUCAUGGGCAUCCCAGUGCACUAUUCCCGCACUAUUUAUUACAGUGAAAAAUUUCCUGGUAGAAAAGACACGUGUUCCAAAAUUUAGGCAAAAGUUUGUAAAUUACCUAUUUGUAAUCUGGGAAAUAACCGUGGUGAAAAAACAAUUCUGAUGCGAAUUAUGACUGUUACCAGAUGAAAAAAAUGUUUUAGAUUAUUCAUUUGCCUGUACAUAUUUUGAUUGUGAAAAGUAUAAUGAAUUAAAGUGGAACUAUGCUCCUUCA
Messenger RNA from Leucoraja erinaceus (little skate), 5981 nucleotides. RefSeq names its product rhomboid, veinlet-like 2 (Drosophila) (gene rhbdl2). The record is from RefSeq and is a predicted model, not a curated record. Lineage: Eukaryota; Metazoa; Chordata; Chondrichthyes; Rajiformes; Rajidae. The coding region runs from base 806 to 1675 and encodes 289 amino acids. Gene Ontology annotation, molecular function: serine-type endopeptidase activity. The transcript is spliced from 8 exons. Gene Ontology annotation, cellular component: membrane.